This is a messenger RNA of Penicillium daleae, 2718 nucleotides long. RefSeq names its product Zn(II)2Cys6 transcription factor domain-containing protein. NCBI's taxonomy places the organism in Eukaryota, Fungi, Ascomycota, Eurotiomycetes, Eurotiales, Aspergillaceae. Gene Ontology annotation, molecular function: DNA-binding transcription factor activity, RNA polymerase II-specific; zinc ion binding. Bases 1 to 2718 code for a protein of 905 amino acids. Gene Ontology annotation, biological process: positive regulation of transcription by RNA polymerase II; aromatic amino acid catabolic process. Gene Ontology annotation, cellular component: nucleus. The record is from RefSeq and is a predicted model, not a curated record. The transcript is spliced from 4 exons.
AUGGACGACCUCCUUGCACGAGGUGUCGUGAAACCGGCCGAGAAUGUGUCCCCCGAGAGACUGCCGGACCUUCACAAGCAUCUCCACUCAAAGAAACGUACUACGGGCACUGCGGUUCCACGUCCAACUAAAGCCUGUGUGAGCUGCCACUCACGAAAGGCUCGGUGUGAAAUCAUCGACCAACCACCAUCCACAGGACGCCGUCGUGGGAAUCGUGAAUGCAUCUUCGAGAAGGACCACCCUCCUCAAAAGAAGGUUACGCGCGUGAGGAAUGGAGCACGAUGCGUGACAUGUUUCCGCGGACAUCACCGAUGUGAGAUGGUCGAUGGUCGACCACCUUGCGCAAGAUGUCGGGGUAUCGGCCGAGAAUGUGUGCCUCAAGCGCCUUCAGAUACUCCCAGGCCAGCUGCUGUAAAGCCCUCUCUGCCUUCAAUGACUACAGGUCCUAAAUCUGCCAUCUGUACAAGCUGCCGAAAACACAAAGUACGGUGUGAGGUCACCGACAAUCUAGCUUGCACAGAAUGUCGCACAAAGCAUCGCAAAUGCGUCUUCGAGGCUCCACCGGUUGAGCCAUCGGGCGCGUCCUUUUUGAUGUCAGAAUUGUCGGAACUUACCCCUCUCCAUUCCAGCCCAAGGGUCUCUUAUCAGAGCGACGCGGGCGAGGCUGACUCUAGCGAGAGUGAUUCCAGCCAGAGUGACUCUUUUGAUAUCAAAUCGGAAGUUUCGCAAAGCCCUGUCCCCCUUGCGCAGAUUCCGGCUCCUGAAAAUCAUGACAAUAUUGCUUCUGCCGCCAAUCUCGUAAGUGAACAAACUGAUACAACACAGCCAACACAAAUUUCACGCACGGAGCCGGCAACCUCACAACCAACUGCUUCGGAAACCCCGGUAUCUAACAAUGAUGGCGGUAUUCCUCCUAUUGGCAACGCCGUAAAUCGCUUCUCUGAUACAGCACAACCGACACAUUCUCCACGCACGGACUCAACAGCAACCACUUCCGGAUCCGAGGCAUUCAUAUCGACGGGCUUCUGCUCGUAUGCGUCAGAAUCCGGCCAGACGACAGUAUCCGCACUUUCUCAACCAAGGGAAGAUAUUCUUGACUUGUGGGACAAUUGCAACUUUGUUCGCCUCGGAUGGUUAACCUCGCAGGAAGCAGUGACUUAUCUUGAUCUGUUCUCCCAGCAUCUAGCGCCUCUUUCACGCAUAACAACUCAAGACCUUCUCUCGCACGAAAACCAUGAGCAACUACUCAAAGAGGAUCCAAUGUUAUGCUGCACUCUCCUGGCCAUAUCCUCUCGAUUUUUUGCUCUCCCGGGUCCUGGAGGCCCGUCUCGAAGUCACUAUGUUCACAGCCAAUUGUGGAAGUAUUGUGAGGUCUUGAUUCAACGCAUUCUGCUCGGACAAGAAAGUUACUCAAACGCAGACUCCCGAGUCUUGGGAGCUAUCGAGAGCCUUAUGUUGAUAUCCGACUGGCCCCCACGAUCAAUCCACCUCCCAACUGAUAAUCCCGACUGGGAUGGCCAAGUGAUGUUCCCAGAGCGUACUCGCCGAGAAUUCAAACGAAGAAAACUCAACGCUCCAUCGAUACGGUGGCAAGAAGAUGUCUUCGAGCCGGUGAAGCAGGUGGGCCAAAUGUCUGGGAGACUGCUAGGCGUUGCAGUCAAUCUCGCUUAUGAAACUGGCAUCUUCCCCGAUAAGCCUCUUGUAUCCUUUGUCCCUGAGACUCGGCACCUUGCUCGGUUUCACCGCACUAGAAACCUACUCUGUGUUUACGUCAAUCAGAUGGCCAGUCGACUGGGCUGUUCGUCCCCUCUGCCGCAAAAUAUGUCCUUCGGUUCGAUGUCUGUACCCCAACAGAACGAACCCGGGGGUCAAUUGUCGGACUCUUGGACGGCCCUAUGGAUGGAUUUGACGAAACUCAUAAAUUCGGCAACUGUCACUUUCUCUCCGUCACAUUCUGCUAUGAAGGAGGUGCUGGCUGGAUAUAACUUGCUUAAUCUGAACUGGACUCCCUCUCUUGCUCAUUGGCAUGACCGAUUCAGUUCGCAGUUGUCGGGAAUGCCCCUUGAACUGGGCUACUUGCUCUUUAUUGAAUUCCACCAUCUCAAAGCAUGCAUCAGUGCCUUUUCCAUUCAAGCAGUCGUCGAAAGAGCAUUCUCACAAGGCAUUGCUAAAUCCGAUAGUUCCGACAAACAUAUCAAUAGGCCUUCCGUGCUUCCAGAGGACCGAAAAUUCAUUGACGAGACGAUAUCUGCCAGCUGCAAGGUCCUUGACCUUGCCACGACGAUGCAUUUAGAAGGGAGACUACGCUACACUCCCCUGAGAACCCGUCUUUGCAUCGUCUCAGCAUCGAUUCUCCUGUUAAAGGCUAUCAGCCUUGGUGGCCGCUCCCAUGACUUGAAAGUCAAGAUGGGAACAUUGGAUCAGUGCAUCGCUGCGUUGCGAUCGUGCGGGAUUGACGACUUGGAUUUCUUGUCUCGAUUCGCCGAACUCGUGGACCAGCACCUACGUCGAUUCCGGGAUCAGUUCACUUUGCUACAGGAUCGUCCGAAGCCGCCUGGCGACGGUCACGCCAAUGAGCCCUUCGGGGAUGAUUGGGUCGUGCGACCGUUCGAUCCCAAGAUUGCUCUGUGCUCGUCGGACAGAAAGGCGAUCCCCCUGGGAAUCGAUUCGAAUUCUCUUGAUUUUUUAAUGAACCUGUUACCUUUAGGUGAACAAUGA